AUGUCUAAAAAUUUAAACACCAUCAGUUAACAAGAUUCAGGAUUAAACAUUUCGUCAUAGGAACAGAUCGUUCAAAGCUUUGAUGAAAUUAAUAGACAGAGCUAUUCUUAAAAUGAUAGGGAAAUGUGUAAAUCCUCUGUACUCCAAACUUAACUUGUACCUAUGACACUUCGAGAGUUCCUUUUAAAAGAAGAAAUCAUAAUAAAUAAUAAUCCUUUCUGUGAGCCAGCACCAAAAUCUGUAACUAAAGAGCUACCGAAAAGAAGCCCAGCGCCAAUCUUGUUUUCAAGUACUAUAUCUAAUAUAAUAAUAGAUUAAUUUAUAAGAAAAGCAGAGAUCAACAAACUUCUCUGUUCCUGAUAUUUAAAAGAGUCAAAAAUUUAAGAAUCACAUCCUUGAAUUAAAUCAAUUUGUUCAUUUAAUUCGAUUAUAAGUUUUAUCUAUAACUUCCAUC
This is a messenger RNA of Paramecium octaurelia, 454 nucleotides long. NCBI's taxonomy places the organism in Eukaryota, Ciliophora, Oligohymenophorea, Peniculida, Parameciidae. The record is from the annotation of a GenBank genome assembly.